GAGGCGCGCCUGAAACCACCACACUUGUCUGGUGACUGGUGUUAGUUUACGGGCGGUGGGAGGUUUUGUUCGCCCAUGUGUGCCCUCGCGGAGCGGGCCCGCUGCUGACCGUCAGUGGGCAGGCAGGAGAGAAGAGGAGGGGGGAAAAGUGUGUUUACACAGACGGCAAACUGCCUGGGGAAUCGUAGGGGAGAGGAAGUCAGCCGGCUCUGUGUCUGCCUGCUCCAACUUCCUGCUCAGAAAAAGAAAAAGCGCAGGAUCCUAUUUCAGUCCAGCACAACUGUGUAGCGCAGAAGCAAGCAUGGAAAAAGAAGGAAUCCAUCAAGAUUCAUCGUAGAGAUUCGAGGAGGGAUCGACCGAGUCACAGAUCGCAGGUAUGGACAGUGCCAUCACUCUGUGGCAGUUCCUGCUGCAGCUGCUGCUCGACCAGAGUCACAAGCACCUGAUAUGCUGGACGUCCACAGAUGGCGAGUUCAAGCUCCUGAAGUCAGAGGAAGUGGCCAAGCUGUGGGGGCUGCGCAAGAACAAGACCAACAUGAACUACGACAAGCUGAGCCGAGCGCUGCGCUACUACUACGACAAGAACAUCAUCAAGAAGGUGAUUGGCCAGAAGUUUGUCUACAAGUUUGUGUCCUUCCCUGAGAUCCUGAAGAUGGACCCGCAGGCGGUCGAAAUGGGCCUGGCCUCCGGUAAGUUCCCCAUUCAGGAAGGCGAGAGCCCCGAGCUGGAGGUGGAGGAGGAAGAGGAAGAGGAAGGGGAGGAGGAGGCGGGGAGGAGGACCCUGGCAGCCCUGGGGGCCCAGCACUGUCGGAACGACUACCUCCGCUCAGGCCUCUACUCCUCCUUCAGCAUCAGCUCCCUGCAGAACCCGCCCGGGCUGCUCCGCGCCGCGCGGGAGCGCCCGGAGGAGCCGCGCUCCGUCAUCCGCUUCGGCAGCAACGCCAGCGAGAGGAGCCCCCCCCCCUGCGCCAAGGCCGACGCCCACGUCCUGCCCAGGCCCAAGGCCCGCUCCCAGUCCCAGUCCCAGUCCCAGUCCCAGUCCCCGACCCCCCCCCACCCCCAGCGCGGCCACGGCUGGACGCCUGCAGCCAAGCAGGAGGAGGAGGACUCUGACCAGGGCGCUCAGCCCCUCAACCUCUCCUCGGGGCACCGGGAGCGCGCCCUGCAGCCUCCCGAGAAGAGGAGCGGCAGCAGGAGUAGCUCUAGCAACAGUAACCAAGGAGAUGGACUCCCGCCGAAGAGCAAAAAACCCAAAGCUCUGGAGAUCUCCGCCUCGUCCCUGCUGCUGACGGGGAGCGACAUCGGCUCCAUCGCCCUCAACAGCCCAGCGCUGCCCUCCGGGUCCCUCACGCCCGCCUUCUUCACGGCCCAGACGCCCUCCGGUUUGCUGCUGGCUCACAGUCCGCUCUUAUCAGGCAUCCACUUCUGGAGCAGCCUGAGUCCCGUCGGGCCGCUCAGUCCCGCCCGGCUGCAGGGCCACGGCUCCCUCUUCCAGUUCCCCAGUCUAAUCAACGGACACAUGCCGGUCCCCCUGCCAAACCUGGAAGGAACACCCUCCUCCCUGCUCCUGUCCCCCACCUCCCACAAGUCCUGAUCCAGAUCCCGUCAAAGGCUCCCAUCUUCCUCAUUUGUCAUCAGCAUCUUCCGUCAUCUCGCCCCAAAAAUUAGCUUAACAAAAGUCCCGAGACGGUGUGUGACCUCAGUUUUUUGCACUUGCUUUAAAGUCCAGUGGGUGAAAGCACUUGUUAAAAGCCAUAUGCCGCUGUGUCUGUAAGACAUCUGGCUCUUUGUGAGAAAGUGCAGCACGUUUCUACACGACCCUGUCCAUAAUGGACAACAGUGAUGUACAGCUAGCUGCAGACGGCUAGCUGCAGACGGCUAGCUGCAGACGGCUAGCUGCAGACGGCUAGCUGGCCACUCCUUCAGCAGAGAGCAUAGUUUUAAUCUUGUUUAAAAAAAAAAAGUAUUUUUCAAAUGUUGAUCACAACGUGAACCUAGUGUCACUUGUGUGGUAUUCUAUGUAAUGUAUGCACUAUGCUUCCAGAUAGUACCGGCUGUGCCUUGUCCUACGUUUCCUCUGUAUUUCAAAAACUUUGAAGACGAGAUUUCAAAAUCAAUAGAAAAUCCUUUGUAACGCUUGUAAUGUUUUUAUACAGGACUUGGUAUACAGUAUGUAUUCUGUAUAUUUUUUUUGUAUUGUGAAGAAUGUCUUGUCAUUUUCAAUAAAAAGCAUUGAAUGCUUGA
Molecule: messenger RNA, 2244 nt
Organism: Betta splendens (Siamese fighting fish)
Lineage: Eukaryota; Metazoa; Chordata; Actinopteri; Anabantiformes; Osphronemidae
Product: ETS domain-containing protein Elk-3-like
Exons: 5
Coding region: 377-1594 (405 amino acids)
Biological process (GO): regulation of transcription by RNA polymerase II; cell differentiation
Cellular component (GO): nucleus
Molecular function (GO): DNA-binding transcription factor activity, RNA polymerase II-specific; sequence-specific DNA binding
Source: RefSeq, a predicted model, not a curated record